AUGACACAUAAUAACGAUAAAGAUAUUACAUUAUUACUUGGUAAAAAGUUAUUAAUGGGAUGGUCAAUGUUAAAUAAUGUUUGUAAAGAUUGUAAAAUUGUUCCAUUGGUAGAAAAUAAAAAAGAUAAUAUAAUUUUAUGUGUAUCAUGUGAAAGAAAAUUGAAAAGAGAUGAAAAUGGUGAAAUUUUAGAUGAAAAAAAAUCAACACCUUCAAAUACUUCUUCUUCUUCUUCUUCUUCUUCUUCUUCUUCUUCUUCCUCAACAACAACUACACCAUCUUCUUCAAAUACUUCAACACCAAUUCCAACAACUACAACUAUUACAAAUAUAACUAAACCACAACUACAACCACAACACGCAACAACAACAACUAUUAAAAAUGAUACAAAACAAAUUGAUAUGAAAUAUUAUGAUGAUGAUUAUUUUGAUGAUUAUGAUGAAGAUGAUACACCAUUGACAGAGGAGGAAAAAAUAGCAAUUGAAAAAAGAUUAAAAAAAUCUGAUGAAUUUAGUUCAAAAAUGGGUGAAUUUCUAUUAAAAGGUUGGUCACUUCUUUCAGAUAGUUGCCCAAAUAAUGAAUGUUAUGGUGUACCUUUAAUGAAAGAUAGAGAAAAGAAAUUUUAUUGUGUUUCUUGUAAAAUGUCUGGUUUAGAAAUUGAUGAUUUAAUUCAAAAAUUACCUUUAACUACUUCUACUGAAUCACCAACAACAUCGCCAACUUCAACUACUACAACAACAACAACAACAACCACCCCAAAUAAUAAAACAAAUCCAAUAAUAGAAAAACAACAAAUUAAAGAACUACAACAACAACCACAACAACCACAACAACCACAACAACCACAACAACCACAACAAAAUUUAAUUAGAUCAACAAAUACACCAAUAAUUGUUGAAAAUAUUACACCAAUUAAAAAUACAUUAACAAAUAAUAGUACAUUCUCACCACCAUAUCCAGAACCAGACCAAAAGAAACAAAGAAUGACUGGUACAACUCCACAAAAAUUAAAUAAUAGUAGUAAUAAUCAAUCAUUUUUGUCAACAUCCUCUGUUAAUAAUAAUAGUUCAAUUUUAAAUGAUGAAAUCCAAGAAUUACCAGAUUUCACUGACAAUACAUUAUCAAUACUUUUCGAAAAAUUAAAAGAUGCUCAAAAUCAAUUAGUUACAACCAACAAUAUUCAUUAUUGUUCAUUAAUUAGAGAAUAUACCUCAACAAUUUCAUCUUUAUUAGAAUUAAAAAAACAUUGGACAAUGUAA
Messenger RNA from Dictyostelium discoideum AX4, 1257 nucleotides. RefSeq names its product Sjogrens syndrome scleroderma autoantigen 1 family protein. Lineage: Eukaryota; Evosea; Eumycetozoa; Dictyosteliales; Dictyosteliaceae. The transcript has a single exon. The coding region runs from base 1 to 1257 and encodes 418 amino acids. The record is from RefSeq and is a predicted model, not a curated record.